Messenger RNA from Phascolarctos cinereus (koala), 1491 nucleotides. RefSeq names its product heterogeneous nuclear ribonucleoprotein H3 (gene HNRNPH3). Gene Ontology annotation, molecular function: RNA binding. The record is from RefSeq and is a predicted model, not a curated record. NCBI's taxonomy places the organism in Eukaryota, Metazoa, Chordata, Mammalia, Diprotodontia, Phascolarctidae.
CGUUUGUGGAGGGCGCACGCAGCGCGAGACGAGCGGCCGCCCCUGACCUCGCGCCUCCCGCCGCCGGAGCCCGCCAGCCCGGGUGUCUGAGUAUUUAAAUCAAACAGUUUUGAGAUGGAUUGGGUUAUGAAACAUAAUGGUCCAAAUGAUGCAGCUAGUGAUGGAACAGUACGACUUCGUGGACUCCCAUUUGGGUGCAGCAAAGAAGAAAUAGUUCAGUUCUUUACAGGGUUGGAAAUCGUGCCAAAUGGGAUAACAUUGACGAUGGACUACCAGGGGAGAAGCACAGGGGAGGCCUUCGUGCAGUUUGCUUCAAAGGAGAUAGCAGAAAAUGCUCUGGGGAAACACAAGGAAAGAAUAGGGCACAGGUAUAUUGAGAUCUUCAAGAGUAGCAGAAGUGAAAUCAAAGGAUUUUAUGACCCACCAAGAAGAUUGCUGGGACAGCGACCUGGACCAUAUGAUAGACCAUUAGGAGGAAGAGGGGGUUAUUAUGGAGCUGGGCGUGGAAGUAUGUAUGACAGAAUGCGGCGAGGAGGUGAUGGAUAUGAUGGUGGUUAUGGUGGUUUUGAUGAUUAUGGUGGCUAUAACAAUUAUGGCUACGGAAAUGAUGGAUUUGAUGACAGAAUGAGAGAUGGCCGAGGCAUGGGAGGACAUGGAUAUGGUGGUGCUGGUGAUGCAAGUUCAGGUUUUCAUGGUGGCCAUUUUGUUCACAUGAGAGGGUUGCCUUUUCGGGCAACUGAAAAUGAUAUUGCUAACUUUUUCUCACCACUAAACCCAAUUCGAGUUCAUAUUGAUAUUGGAGCAGAUGGCAGAGCAACAGGAGAAGCAGAUGUGGAAUUUGUGACGCACGAAGAUGCUUUAGCUGCCAUGUCUAAAGAUAAAAAUAACAUGCAACAUAGAUACAUCGAACUGUUCCUGAAUUCUGUUGCUGGAGGAGGCUCUGGAAUGGGAGCUUCUGGAAUGGGAGGCUAUGGCAGAGAUGGAAUGGAUAAUCAAGGAGGUUAUGGAUCUGUUGGAAGAAUGGGAAUGGGUAGCAGUUACAGUGGAGGCUAUGGUACUCCUGAUGGUUUAGGAGGUUAUGGUCGAGGAGGUGGAGGCAGUGGAGGAUACUAUGGGCAAGGAGGUAUGAGUGGAGGUGGAUGGCGUGGGAUGUACUAAAGAGUUAACCCUUCUACAACACAUCCUGGCAAACCACAGCAUCGGUCUACUAGACUUUCUUACGGAUUUACUUUCUUUUGUAUUUUAAGAACUUUAUAAUGACUGAAGGAAUGUGUUUUCAAAAUAUUAUUUGGUAAGCAACAGAUUGUGAUGGGAAAAUCUGUUUCUGUAGGUUUUAUUUGUUGCAUACUUUGACUUAAAUAAAUUUUUAUAUUCAAACCACUGAUGUUGAUACUUUUUAUACUAGUUACUCCUAAGGAUGUACUGCAUACACAAGAAUUUGGUUGAUGUCUUAUUUACUACUGGUUUUAAUAAAAAGGUGGUUGUAAUGUA